GUCAUUUACAAUCCACAUGGAUUCACAUGUUGCCGUUUGCAAAGUUGACCCUUGCCCAACGACUAACAUACCGCCCUUGCCUGAUUGCCCUGAAAGUUUAAGCUGCCCGAGAAUCUCGUGUUCAAACGAAUAAUACGGAAGGUUGCAAUGAUAAAAGGAUGCGUAAAAUUGCGAUCAUGCAGGUCUAUCCUGUUGUUUCGUCUGGCACAUUGUAAAUAUGGAGGCCAAAGAUCUAAUGCGUUUUCAAAUUCUGCACAAGAAUCCAGUGAAUUAUGUAUUGCUCAAUCAAGCCGUGAUCAAAUCGUCAAAGAGCAAAAUGAUUUAUUUUCAAGUUUAAAAUCCAAAAUCAUGUCGGCUAAAAUUCCAAGAAUUGAAAAAAUUAAGGUUGAAUACAGAGGACGCAACAUAGCAGAUGAUGCGACAAUGUUAAUGAAUAAAAUGUUAUCAACACCAUAUCAGUGUGCAAUGCACAUUUCAAAAAAUCUUGCCGAUGAUUCAGUACUUGCACUAGUAAAGAAAAACGAUAAAUCUAAUCAGCAAGACGGGGUCAUUGUUGCAGUCAAAACUGAAAAUGAAACCGAAAAUGCAAGGACAGAUGUCGAUGAUAGUAAUCCUAGCACAGAGGUUAUUACAUUAGCUGAGAUUUCACAGCCUGAAUGGAUACCAUGGGAUAUGCACAGACCCCUCGAUUUUGAUUGCGAAAUUAAACUCUUGAAAUAUAAUAUGUAUCAACCUAAAAAGGAAGAAAUGAUGAUGAUCAACAGGGCAUACUGGAAAUCAUGUUCCCUAAUAUUAGGUGCUGUUGCUCAAGAAGCUUUCCAAGAAGACGUCGAUAUUAAACUUGCCUAUCUGCCAAAUAUAUCAGAGAAAAAUGGAGCCUUUUGUUAUGAUAUAAAUUUGAGUAAAGACUUGAUUCAUUCUGAUGGAUCCGCAAAGUGGAUUGUUGAUGAAUCUGUUUUGAUCGCUUUAACAAAAACAGCACGCAAUAUUUUGUCACAAAAAUUACGUUUCGAAUAUUUGGAAAUUCAUAAAGAUGAUGCUAAAGAAUUAUUUAAACAUAAUGAGUAUCAGUUGCAGCGCAUUGAGAAAAAUGUUUAUCUUUCUCUUCCCAAUUCAUAUAUUCCUGUUUAUAAAUUUGGAAAAUAUAUUGAUAUAUGUGAAGGACCACUCAUACCAUCUACAGAAUCGAUAUAUCAUUUUGUUGUCACUGCGGUUCAUCAGUUGAAAUGUUCUGACCCAGAUAGGACAGGAACAUGUUUGUGGAGAUUUCAAGGUUUAUCGUUGCCUAAGCAGCUUCAAGUUCAUCAUGCUAUAUGGGCAAUGUUGGAACACAGAGCUAGAAAUCUAGUUAAACAAGACCUUCCUUUCAGUAUAAUGGAAUCGGAUGCUCAUCAUUUUAAUGCUUCACUACAUAAGUAUCAGUCAAUUGAAAAUGAAACUAAGAAAUACAGUCAUGCUACUGGACAAUGGUUGCAGGAUAAAUGGGAUUUAUCCAAUGAGAAGUUGAAAAUUCCAGAGAGAUGAUUUCCAUGGAUCUGAAUGGCAAAAUAGUAUAAUGACUAAUGAGUAUUAUGAUAUAUGUCAUAGUAAUCUAUCAUUAUCAAAUUAGCUGUGAUUUUGGGCUAUGCCGUCUUUUGAUAUAUCGGUAAGAUAGGUUAAGUCUGGACACUGAUCAGCACAUAGCAUUGGAAUCCUUUUAUCCUUUGCCAAAAACUGCUGUUCAAAGUAAAGUUGUUUCUGUUGGUGGAGAAGGUCAAGAUACAAAGACCUGAUCAAAGAGGGGGCAUGGAUGAAAAGUUUUUGGAACACGUUACAGGUCACAUGCUAAUUGGAAUUUGGAAGCCCCCAAGUUUUGUGGACUCAGUUGCUGAAUUCAUUCUAGUGUUCUCCAACAUUGUCAUGGUGAUUGUGAUUUUUUUUAUCAUCAUCAUUUAACCUGACAAAUUGUUUUACUACAAACUGCAAAUUGUUUCCUCUCUAUUUAGUUUAUUUCUACUAUUAAAAAUCAAUGUUUUCACUUUCCAGUAUCUUGUACCUUUUCAGGGUUGGCGAAAUUUGGUGCAGUGAAUAGAAAUGUUUUACAAAGUCUGAUGUUGAUCUAGGAUUAUAAAAGAAAUGCACUGAAAUUAUUUGAAUACCUUGUGACUCUUCUUUUACAAUGAAUACAAGAUCUAGUUGUAAAAACCGGA
Messenger RNA from Styela clava, 2189 nucleotides. RefSeq names its product large ribosomal subunit protein mL39-like. The record is from RefSeq and is a predicted model, not a curated record. Gene Ontology annotation, cellular component: mitochondrion. Gene Ontology annotation, molecular function: nucleotide binding; threonine-tRNA ligase activity. Lineage: Eukaryota; Metazoa; Chordata; Ascidiacea; Stolidobranchia; Styelidae. Gene Ontology annotation, biological process: threonyl-tRNA aminoacylation.